Molecule: messenger RNA, 2294 nt
Organism: Elephantulus edwardii (Cape elephant shrew)
Lineage: Eukaryota; Metazoa; Chordata; Mammalia; Macroscelidea; Macroscelididae
Gene: MLH1
Product: mutL homolog 1
Exons: 19
Coding region: 1-2277 (758 amino acids)
Biological process (GO): mismatch repair
Cellular component (GO): MutLalpha complex
Molecular function (GO): mismatched DNA binding; ATP-dependent DNA damage sensor activity; ATP hydrolysis activity
Source: RefSeq, a predicted model, not a curated record
AUGUCGCUAGGGGCGGGAGUGAUCCGCCGGCUAGACGAAACAGUGGUGAACCGCAUCGCGGCGGGAGAGGUCAUCCAGCGGCCGGCCAAUGCCAUCAAGGAGAUGAUUGAGAACUGCUUAGAUGCAAAGUCCACAAGUAUCCAAGUGGUUGUUAAAGACGGAGGCCUGAAACUGAUUCAGAUCCAAGAUAACGGCACCGGGAUCCGGAAAGAAGAUCUGGACAUUGUGUGUGAGAGGUUCACGACGAGUAAACUGCAGACCUUUGAGGAUUUGUCCCGCAUUUCCACGUACGGCUUCCGGGGUGAGGCUUUGGCCAGCAUAAGCCAUGUGGCUCAUGUUACAAUCACAACCAAAACAGCCGACGGAAAGUGUGCAUACAGAGCAAGUUACUCAGAUGGGAAGCUGAAAGCCCCUCCAAAACCCUGUGCAGGCAAUCAGGGGACGCAGAUCAUGGUGGAAGACCUCUUUUACAACAUCACCACGAGGAGGAAAGCUUUGAAAAAUCCCAGUGAGGAGUAUGGGAAGAUUCUGGAAGUUGUUGGCAGGUAUUCAAUACACAAUUCAGGCGUUAGUUUCUCUGUUAAAAAGCAAGGUGAGACCACGGCCGAUGUGAGAACCCUGCCCAAUGCCACCACCGUGGACAACAUUCGCUCCAUCUUUGGAAAUGCUGUCAGUCGAGAAUUAAUAGAAGUUGAGUGUGAGGAUAAAACCUUGGCCUUCAAAAUGAAUGGCUACAUAUCGAAUGCCAACUACUCGGUGAAGAAGUGCAUAUUCUUACUUUUCAUCAAUCAUCGUCUGGUCGAAUCGGCUUCCUUGAGAAAAGCUAUAGAAACGGUAUAUGCGGCAUAUCUGCCCAAGAACACACACCCAUUUCUGUAUCUCAGUUUAGAAAUCAGCCCCCAGAAUGUGGAUGUCAACGUGCACCCCACGAAGCAUGAGGUUCACUUCCUGCACGAGGACAGCAUCCUGGAGCGUGUGCAGCAGCACGUGGAGAGCAAGCUCCUGGGCUCCAACUCCUCCCGGCUGUACUUUACCCAGACCCUGCUGCCAGGACUCGCUGGCCCCUCUGGAGAGGUGGUUAAAUCCACAAUGGGGGUGACCUCUUCUUCUGCUUCUGGAAGUGGAGACAAGGUCUACGCACACCAGAUGGUUCGCACAGAUUCCCGGGAACAGAAACUUGAUGCCUUUCUGCAGCCAGUGAGCACAGCCCCGUCCAGCCGGCCCCAGGCCCUCGUCCCGGAAGAGCGCACAGGUGGUCCCAGUGGCAGUGUGAGGCCACAAGAUGAGGAGAUGCUCGAACUCCCAGCCCCCGCUGAGGCGGCUGCAGAGAAUCAGGGCGCGGGAGAGGAGUCAACCAUGGAGACUUCAGAAACAGCAGAGAAGAGAGGGCCAACUUCCAGCCCCGAAAAGCCCAGAAAGAGACCCCGGGAGGGCGCUGAUGUGGAAAUGGUGGAAGACACUUCUCAGAAGGAGAUGACCGCAGCCUCGACCCCCCGGAGGAGGAUCAUCAACCUCACCAGUGUCCUGACGCUCCAGGAGGAAAUCGGCGCGCGUGGCCAUGAGGCUCUCCGCGAGAUGCUGCAUAACCACUCCUUUGUGGGCUGUGUGAAUCCGCAGUGGGCCUUGGCUCAGUAUCAGACCAAGUUAUACCUUCUCAACACCACCAAACUCAGUGAAGAAUUGUUCUACCAGAUACUCAUUUAUGAUUUUGCCAAUUUUGGUGUUCUGAGAUUAUCGGAACCAGCGCCCCUCUUUGAGCUCGCCAUGCUCGCGUUAGACAGCCCGGAGAGCGGCUGGACCGAGGACGACGGCCCCAAGGAAGGGCUUGCCGAGUACAUCGUGGAGUUCCUCAAGAAGAAGGCCGAGAUGCUCGCCGACUAUUUCUCCCUGGAAAUUGACACGGAAGGGAACCUGGUAGGAUUACCCCUCCUGAUUGACAACUACGUGCCGCCUCUGGAGGGUUUGCCCAUCUUCAUCCUUCGCCUCGCCACUGAGGUGAACUGGGAUGAGGAAAAGGAAUGUUUCGAAAGCCUCAGUAAAGAAUGUGCCCUGUUUUACUCCAUCCGGAAGCAGUACAUGAGCGAGGAAUCCACCCUGUCCGGCCUGCAGAGCGACAUGCCUGGCCCUGCUCCGAAGCCCUGGAAAUGGACCGUGGAGCACGUCAUCUACAAAGCCUUCCGCUCACACCUCCUACCCCCUAAGCGCUUUACAGAAGAUGGCAACAUCCUGCAGCUUGCUAACCUGCCUGAUCUCUACAGAGUCUUUGAGAGGUGUUAAAUGCGGUCACUGACGGA